Molecule: messenger RNA, 7490 nt
Organism: Spodoptera frugiperda (fall armyworm)
Lineage: Eukaryota; Metazoa; Arthropoda; Insecta; Lepidoptera; Noctuidae
Gene: pasi2
Exons: 6
Coding region: 296-1054 (252 amino acids)
Source: RefSeq, a predicted model, not a curated record
GUACACUAGCGCCAAUACUUUUGAACUUAAGUAAUAUUCAAUUUGGUAGUAAAAUAUUGUAAAUUGACAACGGAAAGUAGCAACAAACAAUUUUACAGGCGUGGCUUUUUAAAAGAAAUCCCAUAAUUAUGAAUUAAAUAGUCAAUAAAAUAACUUAAAUGUGAUCUUUACUAGGUUAUUCCAUAACCAAGAGUGUCUUACAUGUAGUUAUAACAGUGAAACGUAGCGAAACAAGUGCCUGUAUACAUUAUUAAAUAGGGCGUCAACUUCAGCCGAGUAAGAACGAAAAAUAAACAUGUACGGAAGAAAAACGCCGUCUACUUAUCGAUCAACGCCGUCAGUGUAUUCACAUUACACCGGAAAAUCAUCAACGAACCUCAGAUCGUCUAAAUCUGUGAAGUCUCUCCGGUUGCCGUGGUACCAGAAGCCGAUACUUCACGAUGCCUUCUUCCUGGAUCUACAGAGAGGAUCCCUACUCACUGGGUUCUUUACUUUGUUCAUGGCCCUGUUCACAUUUGCGGAGAGUAUCUUCGAGCUGUACUGCUUGUAUAUGGCAACCCCGGGCUUCACACACACCGGGUACUAUGUCAUAAGCUACCAGUUCGUCUAUGUUGGGAGUCCACCAGUACGCAAUGUCCUAAUAAUCUUCGCACUGUUCUCCUGGCUUGGCUCUGCUGCUGUACUGGUGACAAGCAUUAUACUUAUCAACGCUUUGAGAAAGGAAUAUGAAAAGCGCAUAGUCCCCUGGCUAUUCACAUUUGGCGUGUUCAUAGUAUUCCGUUUCAUCGCGUUUAUAUUCGCUUCGAUAGUCAACGACAUGAUAUUUGCAUACAACGUGAUCAUGUGUCUGUGUUGGAUCGUGUUCUGUGUGGUCGGCAUGUACGGGUGGAUCCUGGUGUACAGCCUAUACUUGGAGCUAGCUGAUCUCACUAAGCUGGAAGAUUUGGCGCAUUUGAGGAUGGGUACCAUGGCAUCCCUCAACGCGUCCCUAGCUGGUUCCCGCCCGACUACCCCACACAGCACUGUGUCCACGAUGCCAGCCUCACAAAUAUGAUACGCGGCCCCGGACCACGCUGACGAGGCUACGCCCCUAACCGUGGAGCCUCCGCCCCCCAUCGAAGGCAGCCUCGAGACUCCCGUGUGAUUUCAAAAAGUUUGGUAAGAGAUAAUUUAAAAUUUUUGCUGUGUGUAGGUGGCGCUGGUGUCGUUUUUGGGCGUUUCUGUAGUUUAUAAACGAGAAACUUCAGAUUUCUUUAUUAAAAUGUACUAUUCAGUAGAAAAGUAGUUUAACCGCCGCACUCAGAGUCAUUCAAUGGUUAUUUAACCCAGUCCUUAGCAAUAGUUUUCCAUACAAAAUCGUUACUAAGGAAUAGUUUAAGUAAUCAUUAAAUGACCCUGAAUGCGACAGUAAGACACAUACAUAAUAAUUCAUAACUUCACGCCUAUCUCCCGUGGGGGUAGGCAGAGACAAUGGAACGCCAAUUGCUACGCCUCUUACAUACCUCUUUAAGACACAGUUGCCUUAAAGCGUCACUAGCGCCACUAGUUUUUGCAAAAAUGUUAAUAUUAAUUGUUUAAUUGAAUGGUCGAUAUUAAAAACCCAUUUUAAUCCAAAAUCUCUGGAUUGAUCUGGUUGUACACAGAUUUGUAAAAAAGAAACAUGUUUAAAAGAGGUAACUACCUUGCAAUAGAAGAAUGAUAAAAAUGUAAUUGUCUUAAGAAAAAAUACUACCACGAAUCAAGUACAAAGAGAUGUCAUAAUUUUAUUGUAACUUUCGUGAGAUAUACUAAAUUAAUUAUUAUGUUACUUACGUAAAAGCAUUCCGCGACACACGACGCGAUUGUAACAGCGCGACAAUCGCGUGUAUUGAGCCUCUAGCAUAGCAUAGCUUGAAACUAGUCGAGUUCCUCGUCAAACAGUUACGUGAGUAAGCUGAUAACAUAAUAAUUAAUUUAGUAUGUCUCACGAAAGUUGUAAUAAAACAGUUUAAGUAAUCAUUAAAUGUUUCUGAGUACGACAGUUAAAAAAUGAUUGGUAAAAUCGACUGUAAGCAACCCAGUAAAAUACCUAAUUACAACAUAAUUAUAAUGAAAAUGUCUAUCAAAAAGUUAGGUCUUAAAACUUCUAAAUUUUAGACAUAAAAAAUUGUACCUAGAAUUAUUUUUGAUAAUGCACCGGGUCUCCGUCAAGGGAAUUGAAGUGGUCCACAAUUGAAAAAGUACCUUGUUUUUAAUUUUUAAUUAAUCAUAAAGUUUAUUACAAAAUAACGAAUAUUAAUUAAAGUUUUUACAAGAUAAGGUCAGUUUCAGUUACCUAUCUGUCUGUACCCUUAGUAGGAGUUUAAUUUAUGUUUAAUUAAUAACUAGCUACUUUCGCGCGGUUUCACCCGCUGCUCGGUUUCUAUUGAUCGUAGCGUGGUGAUUAUACAGUAUGUUAACUAACAGAGGGCGUUCCUGUUAACCCGCAAUAGUAUAGCAUCCAUACAUGCUAAAAAAAAUAUUACCAUUCAAAAACAAAACAAUUUAAUUUUUUUUAAUAUUAAAAUAUUCACCAAAAAUUUUAAAUCGAUACGUAAAAGAAACACUCUGUGCACGCGUAGUUGAAGGAAGGCAACGUUGCAAUUUAUGCUGAUAUUUUUAUUUUAAUCUGUUAAUGAAAUAGAUUAACGAGUUUAAAUGAACACCCUCUGUUAGUUAACAUACUGUAUAUAUUAGUUAGCCUAUAACCUUCCUCGAUAAAUGCGCUAUCCAACAAAAAUAAUUAUUCAAAUCGGACCAGUAGUUCCUGAGAUUAGCGCGUUCAAACAAACAAACUCUUCAGCUUUAUAAUAUUAGUAUAGACUAGCGACCCGCCCCAGCUUCGCAUGGGUGUCAUGGUGAUAUAUUAUGCAUGUAUUACACAUAUAAACCUUCCUCUUGAAUCACUCUAUCUAUUAAAAAUACCGCAUCAAAAUCCGUUGCGUAGUUUUAAAGAUCUAGACACACGGCAGUGUGUCCGCCAAGUUCGAGCAAAAAAACCGACACACCGGCCGUGGGUUAUAUUACACGAACCAUUUCGGGCCAAGUUUGACCCACCUAUAACUCAAAAUCUAUUUUAUCUACGCAUAUGAAAUUUCUAGUAUCUAUCGAGACCUACUUACUUAUCUAAAAUACAAAAUUUCAUUAAUGUACCUAUUGUAGGUCUUGAGAUAUUGACGUCAGAAAAUCGCUAUUUUUACUAUACACUCACUGACUGACUGACUCACUCACUCACUCACUCACUCAUCAAAAACCUAGACCACUUCCAAUGGUCGUAUUGACUUGAAAUUUGGCAUGGAGGUAGGUCUUUAGGUCAAGGUAAAGGAAAAAAUCUGAAAAUGGCCAAGUGUGAGUCGGUUUUAAAAAUAAUGAAGGUGUAAAUUCAUACCCCUAAGGAACUAAAACAAAAAAAAUAUCUAUAUCUUCCAAUGGUCGUACCGACCUAAAAUUUGUUACGAAGGUUUGUAUUUAGUCAAAGUAAAGUAAAAUAAGAAAAAAAGAAAAUAAACCGUACAAAAAUAAAUGAAAUCCCACCCAAAACAUAAAUGUGAAAGGCUGCCAAGUUCGAUAAUAUUGGAAUGCUUCGCCUAUAAAAGAAGUGAGAUCUAAAUAAGUACCAAGUUCCAUACACAGACCUCAUUUAAAAAUGAUAUAACUUGGCAAGUUUUAAUAGAAAAUUAUAUACUUGACUCAUUGCGUUUAGUAGGUUUAUAACAAAGUGUGUGAAAACUUGCCAACUUGUUAUAUCAUUUUUAACUGAGGUCUGUGUAUGGAACUUGGUACUUAUUUAGAUCUCACUUCUUUUAUAGGCGAAGCAUUCCAAUAUUAUCGAACUUGGCAGCCUUUCACAUUUAUGUUUUGGGUGGUUUAAGCAUACAAAGGGACAUAGGGACAGAGAAAGCGACUUUGUUUUAUACUAUGUAGUGAAGUAAUCGAAACGAGAGCGCGUUCGGCGCUCUGAUUGGCCGGCUCGAAUAAACCAACCAGUCAGAGUACCGAACGCGGUUUGUUUCGAUUACUUUAAACGUAAAGCAAACUCGUACUAAGGUUUUAGUUAUUAAUUUCGACCCAAAUAGAUAACUGAGAUUGACAGUUUUAACCUAACCUGUAAUGCAGCAUUUUCAUUAAUUCUUACGUAAUUAUUAAAUAAAAUACAUUUACCGCCAUACUCACAGUCAUUUAAUGGUUACUUAACCCAGUCCUUAGCAAUUGUUUUCCGAACAAAAUUAAAGUUACUAAGGAAUAGUUUAAGUAAUCAUUAAAUGUAUCUGAGAAUGGCAGUUAUAAACUUAAGUUUAAAAAAUAAAUUAGCCCUUAUUUGUUAUAGACUUUCCGUCCUAAUUUUAUAAUUAUUACUUAAUAUAAUUUUUAUUGUAAUAUUUACUAUAAUUUUAAUUACAGUUGACUCUCGAUAAUUUGAACCUAUCGGUAUUUCGAAGUUAUCACGAGGUCCCUAGAAAAUCUAAAUGCUCUGGUGUUGCGGGUGUCCACGGGCGGCGCUGAUCGCUUACCAUCAGGUGACGCGUCUGCUCGUUUGCCACCUAUUCAAUAAAAAAACCUCUUUGCAUGUAUUUCGAACUAAAUUAAUACAUUUUUAUACACUCGGUAAUUUGAACAAAAAAAGUCGUUGCUAAGUAACCGUUCGGUUCGGUUCCGGCUCGUUAAUUCCGAUUCAUCGGCGUCAAACUCUCGAUUAUUCGAAGUUGCAGAGAAGCCGGCAACGCACCUGUGACUCCUCUGGUGUUGCGGGUGUUCAUAGGCGGCGCUGAUCGCUUACCAUCAAGAGGGACGGAGCUAUGUAGGUUGUAUAGCUCCGUCCCACUUGCACUGCUCAAUGAUCGACCAUUCUGACACAAUUGUAAUAGCAGACUAAGGCCUCAGGUGACACGUCUGCUCGUUUGCCCCCAUUCCAUAAAAAGAGAGAAAAAGAUAAAAAAAAAACUCAGAGGUAAGCAUCUAAAUUCUGACGCAAGUUGAAAUUUCGGACCAUUCGAUAAUCUGAUAAUCUCUAACUUCUAUCUAUCUAUCUAUCCAUAUAUAAAAAUCUAUUACUGUUUGUCUGUCUCGCUAAAACUUAAGAACGGCUGGACCGAUUUAGCAAAUGUUGGUCAUGAAUUAUUUUUGGAAGUCCAGGGAAGGUUUAAAAGGUGACAAAAUUUUUGAGGCGGUAGGAAGUUUGCCAGGUCAAUAAGAAAUAUUAAAGAAUUCCUCAAAUUUCGAAUUAACGAGAGUCGACUUUAAUUAAAUAUUUAAAUAUAUUUCGUCCUGUUAUGAAUCUCAUAAUAUUUAUAAUUAUUAUAUUUCUUUUUAUAUUGACGUUAUUUUUAUAUUGAAAGAAAAUAAAAUGUUUAUAUGUAAUGUGUGUGAUAGACAGUUAAAAAAAUUCGACUGCCGACGUCACCAUAAUUGAGUUUGAAAUCCUCUUUUAUCUAUCAUCGAUUGGAUGGUUUUACAAUGAAUACGUAUUAUUAAUUUUCAUAAUUACUAUUGUGAGACAUACUAAAUUAACUGAAAAUCAUGGUUAAGGCAGUUGUUCCACCAACGGCGAGAAAACGACUAACUAUCGGCUAUUUUCUCGCUCAAGAAACGUACAAUAGAUAUACUUUCCGUGUGAACAAAAGAGAUGCAUAUACAAACAGUUGAUCGCUAACUGUUCACACUGCCGGCGAGCACUCGCUUCACUAGUUUGUCGCUGAGCGACAAGAGCUAUGAAAGAUAACACUCGCUCGGCGACACUCGCCAAGCGAUUAGAACUUACGCCAGAGAACAACCAGUGGUCAUUUUUCUACAGUGAGCGAGUAAUCGCCCGCCUCACUCGCACACUCGCUUAUAGCUGAGCUACACAAAUAUCGGAACUAUGCACUCGCGCCACGCGUCUCGCUAACUCGUUGCUAGUUCUAGCUCUACUCGUUACUCGUUAAUCGUUGCCGGUGGGACAACUGCCUUACUCACGUUCGUUCAUUAAUGGAGAAAAGCUCACAGAGGGACUCUUCAUCAUGGGCAGCACUGUGCGUCGCGCGAGAGUCCCUCUGUGACUCGAAACUAGUACAGCUUUUCUCCAUUAAUGUACGCGAGUAAACCGUGAUUUUAAUUUUUAGUUAAUUUAGUAUGUCUUAUUUAUAUAUAAAUACAUAAAAAUGUUUUUAUACUACUAACACAUAAGAAAUAUUGUAUACCUAUUUAAUAGUUAUCUCACAGUUUGUAAAGGAUUUUAAAUUCUACCUUUGUAAAGCAAAUUCACAUGGCCAAUUUAUUAAUGAGCGAGUGAGAUGGACGCACAUUUUUUUAUUGUUUUUAUUCCAUUUGCAUAUGCAAAAUGUCGAAGUGACUGGAGGUUUAAGACGCCCGCUUCUCAUGCAUGAGAGUGCGGGCUCGAAACCUACCAAUGGCAAGUACCAAUGUGACUUUUUCCGAGUUAUACGUACUUUUUAAGAGAUUUUAGGCCUCACUGGAAAGGAAAACAUCGUGGGGAAACCUGGGUUUAUAAUGGGUGUUGAUGUUUCCUAAAAGUAAGCGUCCACAUGGUCGCAUCGCACGCAUCGUACGCAUUCCGUAUGACGUCAACAGUACGCAUCGCAUGUAGGCAUUGCCUAUGGUGCGGUCCUUACGAUACGGAUCAGUGGACGCAGUUGUAUGAGUUUCUAUACAAGACAAACUAAAAUCCGUUGCGUACGAUGCGGGCCUGUGCACGCAUACCUUUAAAAUUUCUUAAAUUCUGUGCCCGUCAUACUCGCUCGUUAUAUAGCUCUUGUGCCUAAAAUUAAUUCACACUCUAUCAUAACUAAGAAUGCCAUAAACACUAAGUAUUAAUUCAAUGUAGUGCCUUCUUGUGCCUUAUAAUUACGAGCACAAAUCUAUAUAUUUUGUAUGAAACUCACCGUUUAUGUAAAAUAUCGUUUUUGACUAAGAGACUGGUAACUAUAGCGGCGUAUUUUUUAAUCCUAUGCCUGUUUUUGUGACUGAGGGGGGGAAUAAUUAAGUGAAUAAACAUCGCCUCGUUCUUACUCUUGCUUCGAGCCGGAGUUCUGAUAACCCAAAGUAUGUAAUCAUCCAUAUCGACACCCACAACAUCAAAGGAGUUACAAUAAUAUUGCAUUACUGAAUUUUGGGCAACGCCGGUGUACUAUGACUCCGUGGUAUCACUCUAAUCGAGCCGGCCUAUUCGUGACGAAGUAUGGCUCUCCCACGUGUUUUUUAUUUGACUAGCAUCUACCAGCGGCUUUGCACGCCCAAAUAGGUGUUCGCCCGUUCCUGUGGGAAAACCUCUUGUAUUGCGCCCGCGCCCCUACAAACUUUAUCUAAGAUUCGUCUCUUAGUCAAAUCGGUGUUUGAUAAUUAAAAUAAGCUUUAGUACUGACUAAUGUAGUUGAUAAUAUUGUAUAGUGUAAGUCUAAGUAUCCGUCCAGCGCGCAUUUUUUACUUUACUACGUAUUGUAUUCAUAAAGUGUGAAAUAAAUGUUUAUUACAAUUCA